Molecule: messenger RNA, 7829 nt
Organism: Myxocyprinus asiaticus (Chinese sucker)
Lineage: Eukaryota; Metazoa; Chordata; Actinopteri; Cypriniformes; Catostomidae
Product: synaptopodin 2-like protein
Exons: 4
Coding region: 171-3734 (1187 amino acids)
Biological process (GO): positive regulation of actin filament bundle assembly
Cellular component (GO): nucleus; Z disc; actin cytoskeleton
Molecular function (GO): actin binding
Source: RefSeq, a predicted model, not a curated record
UCAUGUGAGAGACUCAACUCAGGUGGGCUGCUAGAAGAGACCCUUGGAGAUAGUUGCAGUAGUAGAAGUCCUCUUCUAUGAGAGGGCCCUGUAAAAACAUGGAUCGUCUGUACUGAGGGCCCCCCAGUCCAAGAAACUGCUGAACCAAGGACACAAGCAGUGACCGCACCAUGGUGGCUGAGGAGGUUAUCAUCACUCUUUCUGGAGGAGCACCAUGGGGCUUCAGACUACAAGGAGGAAUAGAACAUCAGAAGCCUCUGCAGGUUGCCAAGGUGCGUAAGCGAAGUAAAGCAUGUAGGGCCGGACUGCGUGAGGGAGAUGAACUGGUGUCCAUCAAUGAGAAUUCCUGUGGGAGUUUGUCACAUGCCCAGGCUAUGAACCUGAUCGACAGCAUGCCAGGAACACUACACAUCCGGGUUAGGAGGGCACCGGCUGGCUUCCAGUCUGUGGUUUUGGUUGCUCGAGCUCCUUCUCCCCGCAUUGAUAAAGAGUACCGUGCUGCCCUUAGGGCCAUGUCCCCAUCCAGUUCUAGAGCUUACCAGCCCAGUGUACACCAAAUCCACCACGGGGCCCUGAUGUCCCCGACUGGACGCAGUGGAUUGACCUCCCCCCCUGGCAGUGAGGCUUACUAUGGAGAAACAGACAGUGAUGCAGAUGUGGCAGCCCACGAGAGGCAACGCAAGCCGAAAAGACGCAGUCCCAGCAAUUCACCCGCAAAGGCUGGUAGAGUCUCACUGGAGGGAGCCGAGACUUCUGAGAUGAGCGGAUAUGACAGUGCCUCAGAUGCCCAAGUGUACCUUCCUGUGGGGCCUUAUGAAAGGGGCGAGACAUUGCCUGGUGUAGCCCGCAGAGAUGUGAUUUGCCAGCAUCCUCCAUCUGGAGCCUGGUCCUCACAGACCUCCACCGAAAACUCAUCCAUGAGUGCGGAUGACCAAAACCCACGAGAAGGGCUAAUGGAAGAGGACAGUGGGUUCCAGGAGCCCACAAAUCUUCCUCCACUUGUAUCUCCAGAGAGAGCCAAAGAAGCUCUAAUGCUAAGCUCUCGUUGUCAGUUAGUGCCCAUGGUUGGGCCAGUUGACAAUCCGGUGGAUGAGGAGCUUACAUUAACAUAUAUGGAUAAAGCAAAACAAGCAAAAUUGAACCGUGGAGAGACAAUCAUAGACAAACAGGUGAAAGAGGCUCGAUCCAAGUGCCGCACAAUCGCCUCGCUACUGACUGAUGCACCAAACCCUCACUCAAAAGGUGUGUUGAUGUUCAAAAAGCGUCGUCAACGCUCCAAGAAAUAUACACUGACCAGCUUCGGAAGUGUUGAUGAAGACAUGAGGCAGGACUCUCAAGAAGAGGAUGGUGUAUUUGUUGGAAGUGAAUCAGAAUUUGAUGAGGAAGGGUUUUCUGCUGCACCAGAUCCAACGUGGGACAGUGACUACCUUGAGAUGCUGGAGAGAAGAUCAGCAUCCAGAGGUCUGGAAGUAGAGGGUGGAGGUGCUCUCAGUCCUGGUCUGAGUGAUACCUCAGGGAAGGGGGCACAGUUGUUUGAGCAGCAGAGGAGGAGGGCUGAGGAACAUGCCAAGAAAAUGGAAACUGCUCAACAGUUGCAAAGCCAAAUGCUGGGCAUUGUGCUGAAAGAGACCCAAGCACUUCAGACACAACAACCACAACCAGACCCACUAACAAAGACCAAUGUCCAGGCACCACCAGUUGCUCCAAAACCUGCAGAUCCUUCAAAAACACUACAUAAUGAAUUUCCACACCCAGAAACACAAAUUAUCCUUGAAACACCUCAAGCUAUCCCCACUAUUCCUACGAUGGUUUAUGGAGAUACUUCAAACACAAUGAAACCAGCUCCCUCUGUGUUGCCCAUAACUAAUCUCUCAGUAACUCCUGCAGAACCUAUGAUGCGUCCACCACCAACUCCUCUGCCAGAACUUCCUUCCAGCUCUGUGUUAAACCGAACCGCCAGACCUUUUGCCCCAGGCUGUAUUACCAAUCGGGCAGCCACUGCUCCUGUUGUGUUCCACCCUGCAGUCAGUAAGAAGACACCCAGGCCUGUUUCAGUGGCUGUCGUGGCACCUCCAUUUUCAACAGCAUCAGAGGAGCAUGUCAUGGGUGUCACUCCGCCCUCCUUUGCUACCCUGGUCACAGUGAGCCAACCGAGUGCUGAUGUGCCUGCUAAAAGGAUACCCACACACCCCUACAUGCCUGGCAAGCAUAUACCUGCACCUGUGGAAUCAUAUUCUCAAACUUCUCAUCACUCCUCUUCAGUGGAAAACAUUAAUGUUCCAUCAAUUCCACUUCCCAUAGUUCAAACCAAAGAACCUACUUUUCCCAUAGAUACUGAAACAGCUUUGCCUGCUCCUCCUGCAAUCCAUAUUGACAAUACUGUGACCUCUGUGGCUUCUGUUAUGCCUCUUGACAUUCCUCAGCCCAUAGUGUUACCAUCCCAACAUUCUUCUACUUUGACCCCUGCAGCUCCUGUGACCCUUUCCAGCCCUGUAACUCCACUUUCACCUGUGGUGUAUCAUGAUAAAACUUCAGCCACUGGUGGCCGUACUGGUAUUCUCCAAGAGGCCCGCCGCCGUAGUGCAUACAAGCCAAUGUUUAAGGUGCCUGACAGCAAGAAGAACUCACCAAACCCUGAGCUAUUGUCUAUGGUGCAGAACUAUGAUGAAAGACCCAGGUGUGUGUAUUCUGAACCUGAAAAUGUUGCCCAGAACAUGGAUGACAACAGGACAAGGGUCCCACCACCUGUGGCUCCUAAGCCACGGGUCAUCCCAGAAAUGUCCCAUAUCCCUCAGGCUGAAGGGAAAGGUGCAGAGCUAUUUGCACGUAGACAGAAUCGGAUGGAUUUUUUUGUUGUAGACUCCCCACCUCUGCAGCAACCUCAACCUCUUGGGGCUCAACACUCCCAAUCAGUCAUGGAUCUGAUCCAACCACGUGAGCCCUCAACAACCCCAUCCCAGUGGAAAUAUUCUCCCAACAUUCGUGCUCCUCCACCCAUUGGUUACAACCCCCUACUGUCUCCCUCUUGUCCUAUCGGGGUGCAACGUGGAGGGGCCAAGGUGUCUGAGGGAAGCUCCAAAGGAAGUAAGGGUGGUAAUGUGUUCCCAAAAGAGGGUAUCAAAGCCUUGGACUUCAUGAGGAGACAACCCUACCAACUGAACUCAGCAAUGUUCAGUUUUAACACACAGCCUUCAACCCCCUCCUACCAAAGGCAACAGAGAGAGGGUCAUACUCUGACACCACCUAAGCAGAUUCCAGUGAAGUCAACACGUGUGUAUGAAAUUAAACGAUUCUCCACUCCCACCCCAAUGUCAGCCCCAACUCUUAACCCCACAGUUAUUGUACCACGCUCAAAAACCACGAUCGGUGAACAUCUGUCUCAUUCUGACAUGACAUCCCCACUCCCUGCACCUGCUUCACCCCCUCCACCUGAACUUGUACCUGAAUCCACUCCGGCACCUUCACGGGCUCCGGGCCUCCCAGAGCUCCCCAAACUUUCAGCUGUGCUCAUCCCUCACAUGAUGCCCUACUCACCCCCAGCCCCCAUGUCAAGUAUGUCAAGCCUAAGCUACUCUGGGCUCCAAGCUGCCAAACAGUUUACGAGUGCCCCUGAGUUAAGUGCCUUACCCCCAAACCCUUUAAAGUCUCCCAUUCAAGUUCCCAAACCUCGUUUUAUUGCAACACGAGUGGGCAUUCAGCCCCGUGUCUGGAGACCUGGAACCCUACCUCACUGACGUGAUUAUUUAUAUUGAAGAAGCUGAACCAUCUGCUUUUGUUCCACUCUCAAAAUUCAUGCUUUUCAAAUUUGAGUCUUAAUAUCCAUUUAAUAUAUCCUGAAGGAAAUUAUAUUUUUCAUUUCAGAUUAAAAGUGAUCACUGUUUGAGUCAGUGAUCAUUGGGGAAAGGAAAACAGCACAGUGGUGAAUUGUUAGUUAUAAAAAUAUUCUCUGUUUAGUGUUCAAUAUAAAUAUCUGUCUCUUCAUAACGUUGUUACAUUUUACAUUCAUUUUUGCUUGAUUUAUUGUAUUGCUUGCAAGGCAGCCCUGUUUUGAUAUUCCUCAAACACUCUAGUUAGGGUUUAUUCUAAAACCCCAACCCUAUAAAUAUUAAUCCAUAAAUCUAUUUUUGUUUUGGUAAACUUUAAACUUUUUUGAAAUAUCUCCUAUUGACUUUUCAUUUUUUUCAAUUUAACAGACAUCGAUGACAUAGUAAUAUUUGCAAAUAUAUUGCUAUUGGUCUUCUUUCUUACAACAAUUUGCAUACUGAAUUGGUAUUUCUUGCAUGUAUUUAACCAUCUAUAGCCACUGCAAAGACAGUAUAGGAGAUGCAUGGUCAUUCACCCAGGAUUUGUUUUUAAAAGUUGGACAGGCAAAUGUCUUCACAGACCAGCAAUUAAUAGCACAGACAGAACACAAGAACAUGUCCUGUGUGAACAGCCUCUUAUGUGUUGAUUCUAAGUCCCAUGACAACAGCAAAAAUGGUCAUGAUGAAGCAAUUCAUGUAUGCAGAACCAAAGCCUAAAACCUAAGCUAAACUAAAUCUAUAAUGCUAUUCUUUUGCUACCUUGCAAGCACUACUAUUUUCUUGAGGAAAUGCAAGUCUAGUUUAGAUCAUUGUUGUUUUGUUGAGUGUUUUUUGAAAACUAAAAAUUAACUUUUAAGCUAAAUUAAGCAGUAUUGAUUCUGAAACCUGAAAAGUUCAUUAAUAUAUUUUAAAUCUCCAAUGUAGUGUGUGAAAUCCAACAAGUUCUACUGUGUGUGUAAAACAAUGGGCAGUUGCUGGAACAGAAAGAUCACAGAUUAUUUCUUUGCCUCUGACUGCUGGACAACAGCAUUACACAGUACAGUGUUUGCUUUCUAAAAGGAAUGACGUCGCAUGUAGAAAACUACAUUCUGACAUGGCACCCAAAAAAGCAUUGCGCAUGGAUUGGACUGACAAGUUUAACAAUUACAUAUGAGUUUUGACUUGUCUUUGGUGAACUUGGGUCUAAACCUGGGUCUGUCUGACACAUUUAAGAAUGAAACUAAGGAAAAAAGGAAAUUGUUUUGCAGUGUGCCUUCCAGCCUCCCUCAGGCAAAUCAGAAAUGUUAUCUCUCCUGGCAGAGCCUGAACUGAACAGGUGCAUGAGGGUCACAGCCUAUUUGUGGGAGCAAAGUAAACAGGGAACCAGGCUGGAUUAUUUAGAUGUGGUCUUACUGGAUUUGCAGUGUUCACCUGCAGUAUAUAAAACAUACGACAAUAAAGGAAUAGUUCAUCCAAAAAUGAAAAUUACAUCCUCAUUUACUCACCCUCAUGUUGUUACAAAUCAAAAUUAAUUUCUUUAUUCUCUGGAACACAAAAGGAGACAUUUUGAACACUGCUUUUUCCAUGCUCUUUUCCAUGCAAUUACAAUGAACGGGACUGAAGCGUGGUAUGACCUGUGUGCUAUAUUCUAAGAACACAUAAUAUUGCUUUGUUUGAGAAACUUGCUAUUCACUUAAAAUCUUGACUUUUAGUCCUUCUUGGUGUGAUCACUUGAGUUCAAGCAAUCUGAAUGAUUCAUUCACAGUUCUCAAGUAUAACUUUAGAAUAUUUCUGUCAAUUUCUCACACAAAGCUUUUGUAUGACUUCAGAAGACUUGGAAUGCAAUGCAGUAGUCCUAUGGACUACUUUUAUUAUACUUUUAUGGUGCUUUUGUGUCCUUUAUGAAGCUUGAAAGCUCCAGUCCCCAUUCAUUGUAAUUUCAUGUGGAAAAAAGGUCUUCAAAACAUCCUCUUUUGUGUUCUGUGGAAGAAAGUCAUUCAGAUUUGGAAUGACAAAAGGGUGAGAAAAUAAUGGCAGAAUUUUGGGAUAACUACUUCUACAGAAACCAUGUGUUUUGAUUUAUUUUUAUAAAAACUUGUUUAGUGGUCAAAUCAGCAAGUGUUAAAGUUAGGAAAUGUACAGUGUUCGAAAGAGUCGUCGAGACAGACAUGUAAGCCACCUCAGCACUAAAGCAGACAGGGUUGGGGAGUAACGGAAUACAUGUAACGGGAUUACGUAUUUAAAAUACAAAAUAUAAGUAACUGUAUUCCACUACAGUUACAAUUUAAAUCAUUGAUAAUUAGAAUACAGUUACAUUCAAAAAGUAUUUUGAUUACUGAAGAGAUUACUUUGCAUUUUAUUGUCAUUUGUUUCAUUUAAUAUUUAAUCCUUUCAGGUGGAAAACAUUUGAACAGCGGUGAAACACUUUCUUAUGAUGUGUUACACUCAUAUGAGCAGACAGAGAAUUAAGUUUGAAGUAAGUUUGGUGCAGAAGAAAUAGAAAUAAACCUGGUGUAAAUUGUCAGCUUUACGCUAAGCUAAAAUGCUAUUUCUAGCCAUUUUACAUGCACGUUACCAGGCACGAUCAUAUUUUUUUAUUAAGAAAAUUCACAUUGGAUUAUUAUUCACAUAAUUUCUUUUUUUCUAGUAAGACCUUUGAUAUUAGGGCAAAAAAUCAUAUUCUUGAUAAUAAUUUUUGUAUUGUUUUCCUGUAAAAAUAUCUAAAAAUCCUUAAAACAAGAUCAAUUUGAUUUAUCUUGUUUUAGAAACAACACUGCAUAAGAUAUUUAGGUAUUUCAGAGAAUGUAUUUUUAACGUGUAUUUUGUCUUACUGUACUGGCAGAGAUUUUACAGUCAAAACAAGUGAAAAAUCUACCAGUGCUGAAGAAGUAAUCCAAAGUAUUUAGAAUACGUUACUGACCUUGAAUAAUUUAACAGAAUACGUUACAAAUUACAUUUUACAGCAUGUAUUCUGUAAUCUGUAGUGGAAUACAUUUCAAAAGUAACCCUACCAACUCUGAAGCAGAUCUGUCUCAUUGACUCAUGUAUGAGAAGUGCAAAGCUAGAACUGUCCAGGAUUACCAGAAGGUUAAUGAGACAACUGGCUUUAUUUGAAUUAGUCAAGAUAAUCAUUAUCAGAUGACAUAUUUGAAUGCUUUACUUGAUGGCAGUGAGACUAUGGAUUAUGUGUUCCCAUAGCCCUCAGAGUUUUGAGGCAAGUCUUAAAGGGGCAUAUUACAGAAAUUACCUCAAGCCUUAAGUUAAGAUAUUAUCAGUUAAGUUAUAAUUUUUCACAAAUUCAUAUUACAAAUCAAAUCACUACACUUUUUAAAAGAUUUUUGGCAAGUUAGGAUGCUUCUGUUGUACUCUUUUCCGAUCUGUAAUUAAGAUAAGAUAAUGCAUUCACUCUGUUAUAGCUUUUGUCCUAAAUGAGAUCCUAACCCAAACUGCCAUGGUUACCAAGCAGAUAAGAUAGGAUUCCAUUCCAAAGUUAGGAUCUUUCUGUAAUAUGCCCCCUGAGGCCUUGUAACAUUCAAGGAACAAUGGAUGGAAGUACAAGGAAGGAAAUCACUUUGUACUAAUGUGUAUUAGAUAUCCGGAGAGAAUGAAUAAAUAAUGUUUGCAAUACUGGCAGGUGAGAAUGUUUUGUUAGUAAAAUUUCUUUUUCUUUCUUCCUUUUUAUUUUUAUUUUUAUUUAUUUUUUAUAUAUAUUUAGAAUAUGAAUAAAAGGUUGUCAAAGAUAAAAUAGAUACAGUGUUUAACUCCUGAGCCAAGGUCUUGUUUAUUUGUCUUUCUCAUUACAGUCAUUAUGUUUUAUUGCAUUGCAAUAUGCAAUGAAAGCUUUACUUUGUUCAAUGCUCUUAAUUUGACUGUUGUACAAAUCAUUAGAUAAAUGUGUCUGUUUUUGUAAAAUGGAUGUCUCUGAAUGGUGAUUUUCUUUUUGCAAUGCCUAUAAUAUGUUCACUAAGACCUUAGAAUGCUAGUGAAAGUGUCUUGUAUUUAUAAUACAAUGAUAAUACUGAAUAAACAAGUUUGAAUAAAAUAUUC